Molecule: messenger RNA, 729 nt
Organism: Trichomonas vaginalis G3
Lineage: Eukaryota; Parabasalia; Trichomonadida; Trichomonadidae
Exons: 1
Coding region: 1-729 (242 amino acids)
Source: RefSeq, a predicted model, not a curated record
AUGUUUCGCGCAAUUCCCGAAGUGAGCCGCAUUUGCUCAAUGCAAGAGCGCUCAAGGCAAUACAAGCUUCAUCUUGAAGCCCUUCAAAAGAUUAAGAAUCAAAACGCUAUCAAACGCGCGGCUUCUGCUCAGAAUAAAUUACUUAACAAACCAUUAAGGCCUGUUUCACUUCACGGCAAGGCACAAAGAGAAGAGCAACAGAGAAUUACAUAUGAGAACGAAAAAAUGUAUCAUGCCAUUGUUUACAGAACAUCAUACAUCAAUCGUGCAGAUUUCUUUGAGCAUGAACGUGAUCACGAGCAUCAGGUUUGGAGAAUGACCCAUAAUGGCGUUGGCUCAUACGGCUUCUCAGAUCCAAAUGCUAAGAAGAAACGCCAGGAUGAUUACAAAUUCAGCAAAACAGAACCACAGACAACAAAGGAUUCACCAUCGACAAAGUCACCACAAAAGUCAAAGGAAGAUGAAAACAAGGAGGAGAACCAGAACGAAAACUCUACAUCUCUUCGCGCUGAAGUUGAGAAAAAACUUGAGCCAAUGGAUGACAAGGAACAGAACCAGGGAAAUAACCAGACUAAUAUUAGCCAAGGCAUGAAGCCACAGGAGAACAAACCUCAAGAAAAGAAGGAUAAACAAGGAAAUUCAUUAAGUCUCAAAGCCGAAGUCAAGGAUGAAGUCGAUGAUGUCGAAGAAGCUGUUGUUAAAGAUGAACCCGCCCCAGCUAACCAGUAA